GGGCGACUCGUUCUCUCACCGGAACGAAACCUUUCCCAAGAGGGGCAUCUCUCCUGGCCACCCCGAGGCUGAUCAAGUCACUCCCUGCUGCAAACUUCCCCGGAUCGUCUCCCGCGCACCGGAGAGAGCCAGGCAGAGAUUUGGUCGGGGACUCUCGCCGCGGCAGCAUGUUUCAGCCCACACCCAAGCGGUGUUUCACCAUCGAGUCGCUGGUGGCCAAAGACAGCCCCUUGCCCGCGUCUCGCUCCGAGGAUCCUAUCCGGCCGGCGGCGCUCAGCUAUGCCAAUUCCAGUCCGAUGAACCCUUUUCUCAACGGCUUCCACUCCACUGGCAGGGGGGUCUACUCCAACCCGGACUUGGUCUUUGCAGAGGCCGUCUCUCACCCGCCUAAUCCGGCCGUGCCGGUCCAUCCCGUGCCCCCUCCCCACGCCCUGGCCGCCCACCCGCUGCCCGCUUCGCACUCCACGCACCCGCUCUUCGCAUCGCAGCAAAGGGAUCCCUCUACCUUCUAUCCCUGGCUAAUACACCGCUACCGGUAUCUGGGCCACAGGUUCCAAGGGAAUGAAACCAGUCCGGAGAGCUUCCUAUUGCACAAUGCACUGGCCAGGAAACCCAAACGGAUCCGUACAGCUUUCUCCCCAUCCCAAUUACUGAGACUGGAACAUGCCUUUGAGAAGAACCAUUAUGUAGUAGGAGCAGAGAGAAAACAGCUGGCACACAGCCUCAGCCUCACGGAAACUCAGGUAAAAGUAUGGUUUCAGAACAGACGGACAAAAUUCAAGCGGCAAAAGUUGGAAGAGGAAGGUUCAGACUCACAACAGAAGAAAAAAGGGACUCAUCACAUUAACCGGUGGAGAAUCGCCACCAAACAAGCCAGUCCAGAGGAAAUCGACGUCACGUCGGACGAUUAAAAACUGGCACUUUUGGACUUUUGAAAGCCAGGCACCCCACCAACAGAAAGUGUUAAAGGCUCACAUCCCACCCACCUCGGAGUGGCGGUGCGGGGAAGGGACAAGGAGAUCUUCAUCAAAAAUGCGAUUCCCGCCUGGGAGGGCAGCUGGGAGCGAGCGAGAGCGAAAGGUCCGGACUGUGGCACUGCCGGCACCGCUCUGGCAAGGGGGGAUCUGUCAAUCAAAGCCAAAACACCGGGACGAGGUGAUUGACAGGUAUUCCGUUUCUCGCAGUCCCCUUUUAAAAGCGUAACGUUAAAAAAUCGUAAA
Molecule: messenger RNA, 1220 nt
Organism: Dryobates pubescens (Downy woodpecker)
Lineage: Eukaryota; Metazoa; Chordata; Aves; Piciformes; Picidae
Gene: EMX2
Product: empty spiracles homeobox 2
Exons: 4
Coding region: 168-911 (247 amino acids)
Biological process (GO): brain development; central nervous system development; neuron differentiation
Molecular function (GO): DNA-binding transcription factor activity, RNA polymerase II-specific; DNA binding
Source: RefSeq, a predicted model, not a curated record